Molecule: messenger RNA, 696 nt
Organism: Neogale vison (American mink)
Lineage: Eukaryota; Metazoa; Chordata; Mammalia; Carnivora; Mustelidae
Product: CLK4-associating serine/arginine rich protein-like
Exons: 3
Source: RefSeq, a predicted model, not a curated record
ACUGGGAGCAGCAGGGGACACAGCAGCUGGACUGGGAGCAGCAAGGCUUGCAGCAGCUGGACUGGGAGCAGCAGGGGACACAGCAGCUGGACUGGGAGCAGCAGGGUUUGCAGCAGCUGGACUGGGAGCAGCAAGGCUUGCAGCAGCUGGACUGGGAGCAGCAGGGGACACAGCAGCUGGAUUGACAGCAGGAUGACCCACAGCCUGAAGAGCAGCAGCAGGGCUUACAGCAGCUGGACUGGGAGCAGCCACAGGAGCCACAGCCCCCCUUGCAGCCCCCACAGGAGCCACAGCCCCCCUUGGAGCCCCCACAGGAGCCACAGCCCCCCUUGCAGCCCCCACAGGAGCCACAGCUGGAGCAGGAACAGGCUGGCACACAGCAGCACACGGGCUUGCAGCAGCAGACGGGCACACAGCAGCUGGAGCCACAGCCCCCACAGCCGGAGCCACAGCCCCCACAGCUGGAGCCACAGCCCCCACAGCCGGAGCCACAGCCCCCAGAACAGCCACAGCAGCUCAUGGUUCUUGUGGGUUGAGGGUGGAUCAGGUCAAAGGAGCAGGGCCAGGCCGUGGACCCCUCCAGAGGGGCCGAGGAGAACAGCCAUGCAUGUCGCUGUCUGCAGGGCCCUCCUGCAGGGAGAUCUGGCCUUGCUGCUGAUCAUUGGGCUCCAGACCUGUGAUGUGACUCAGGUUUAG